Messenger RNA from Labeo rohita (rohu), 2131 nucleotides. RefSeq lists its product as uncharacterized. The record is from RefSeq and is a predicted model, not a curated record. The transcript is spliced from 8 exons. NCBI's taxonomy places the organism in Eukaryota, Metazoa, Chordata, Actinopteri, Cypriniformes, Cyprinidae. Bases 74 to 1816 code for a protein of 580 amino acids.
CUAAGUUUGUGUACUUGCAGCCGGCAGGUUGGUCAGUGGCUGGAUUGCUGGGUUUACCUGUGUGUGAUUAGCCAUGGUUAUGUGCGUUGUAAAGGGCUGUGAUAAUAAGUCGAAGGUGUACUCUAUCAUCAUGUUUCAUAGAAUUCCAACGAAAAACAAGCAACGAAAGAAUCAAUGGCUCGCUGCUCUGAACAUAGAUUUGAAAACACCGGUAGAAUCGAUCAAGAAAUGGCGUGUUUGCUCAGAUCAUUUUGGACCAGAUGACUAUUUGGAAAACAUGGACAGUGUUACCCGUACUACGGUACGGCGUCUAAAGGAUACGGUUAUCCCAACAAUAUUCAAAGCCCAGACAGGACCAAGUGGAUCAUCACCCAUGGCUGUUGAGCUUGGUGACGUCCUGCAGGAUCUACCUGAACAUGAGGAUUCCUUCAGCCUUUUUGCCUUUGUACCACAGUCAAUCCCUCAGAAAUCCAGACCUGCAAAAGAACUUCCAGCAGAGUUCAAAGUUCCGUUACCGUUGCAGCUGACUAGUCCUGCACAGACAGUGACGUGCACAAAGCCAUUUGCUGCCCUGGCACCCACAUGGACACAACUGGACACCGCAUCUUCGCCCAGUGUCAUGGCUGUGUGCAGUCCAAGGAAAAGUUUAAUCUUUGAUGAAACAAACACAUCAUCUGUAAUGGACAUCAGUUCAACAUCAGCCUUGGACAUCAGCAUGUGUUCAGAGCCUGAUGCCGAUCCUGCUGAUGCCAGUUUUGCUCCAAUCACAAGCUCCUCCACCUCUACCACAGGAAGCACUGGAGGAUGGAAGGAGAGAAAGUGGAUUGUGAAUGAGUCAAAACUCAUGGAGCUCUUCCAGAAAUGCUCCACUUGUUUAGCUGUGAUGUCCGAGGCAGAUCGGACCAUAAGAACUAUUGGUAGCAGAAUCACAGUAAGCUGGAAAUGCAUCAACGGACAUACUGGACAUUGGGAAUCAUGUCCUAACACACGUGGAAUGCCAGAAAACAACCUACUAGCAGCACCUGCCACACUCUUCACUGGUCCAACAUUUGACAAAAAAACAACACACUGCAACAUACAGACAAGCUACCUCAUUCCAGUGAUUAAAGCAGCAUACAAGAAGCAGGAAGACAUCAUAAAAGCACAACUAAUCUGCCAGACUCGGGAUGGUGAGGGAGUACAGCUCUGCGGAGAUGGGAGGAGUGACAGCCCAGGCCAUUCAUGCAGUUAUACAACCUAUUCCUUCAUGGAUGACUCCUCCAAUAAGGUGUCCCAGGCCACGAGUUCCAUAGCAAUGGAACCAACGGGGUUUAGGAAAGGGCUGGAGACGCUUUUGGAUGAAGGCAUUGACAUCAAAGUGGUCACAAUGGAUAGACAUCCAUCCGACAGAAAAUUGAUAAGAGAGGAGUAUCCUAACAUCAUACAUCAGUUUGAUCCAUGUCAUCUGGCAAAAGAAAUAAAGAAGAAGCUGGUUUCUGCAUCCAGCCGGAGGAAUUGCAGCGAUCUUGCCCCUUGGGUGAAGAGUGUGAGCAACCACAUGUGGUGGAGUUGUUGCUCAUCCAAGGGAGAUGCAAUGGAAUUGCACAGGAGAUGGAAAUCAAUACUCCAUCAUAUCUUAGGAGUUCAUCACUGGGAGGAAAAUGGCAUUGAGUACAAAUGCUACCAUAAAGAGCUGACAAGAGACCAGCAAAGGAUGAAGAAAUGGUUGUCCGUGGACUCCCCAGCCUACAAAGCCCUGGUUGAAAUAGUGAUGGAUAAAUGUCUACUGAAAGACCUGGAGCAGAUGAUGCUGUUCAAACACAGGCCUCCCAAGUAACAAUGUUGUCUUUGAAACACAGUCUAAGCAUUGGAUUGCCAGACCCAUCUAAACGAUGACGAACGUUCAGAAAUGGUCUCAUGGAGGGAUUGAUUCAAAGACUAUUGGAUCCCACAGUCAAAUUCAAAGACUCGUCUUCCCAUGUCAGAAGCCCUCAUCAGCUAAAACCCAGCAAGGAGGAUGUCCUAAAAGACUACACAUCAAGGUUCAAAGAUUGAAAACGAACUGUGAUCGACAAACUGUGAUCGUCAUCUGUAACUCAGAACGAACACAAACACGCUAGCUCCCCGUAGACCUUGUAUGCGUCAGAAUACA